Hippoglossus stenolepis (Pacific halibut) is the source of this 874-nucleotide messenger RNA. RefSeq names its product glyoxalase domain containing 5 (gene glod5). Bases 16 to 642 code for a protein of 208 amino acids. The record is from RefSeq and is a predicted model, not a curated record. Lineage: Eukaryota; Metazoa; Chordata; Actinopteri; Pleuronectiformes; Pleuronectidae. The transcript is spliced from 5 exons.
UGGACAGGAACUAUCAUGGUUCUCCAGAGUCUGAGCUCCAGCCCCUGCCGAGGUGCACCGUGCCCGGACUCCGGUCACAGUUCACCGCGGCACCAACGAGGAAGUGUGGCUGUGAGCUCCGGGCUGAAGAUGACUCUCCGAGCUGGGGCGACCCGUCUGUCGCUUUUUCACAGGAGCCGUGUCUUGGUUGCGUCCAUUCAAACAGCAGGAGGUGUGAAAUUCAAGGGAACCUGUCCAGUUCAACUGAGUCAUCUGGACCAUCUGGUUCUCACAGUGAAAAGUGUCCCAGACACCAUCAGCUUCUACUCCUCUGUCCUCGGCAUGGAUGUCAUCACUUUCAAGGGAAACCGUAAGGCUCUGGGUUUUGGGCAGCAGAAGUUUAACCUUCACCAGCUGGGUCAGGAGUUCGAGCCAAAGGCCAAACAUCCAACCUCGGGCUCUGCGGACCUGUGCCUCAUCACCAACACCCCCCUGGCUACAGUAGCUGCACAUUUGAAGGUUUGUGGAGUGGAGAUAGAGGAGGGUCCAGUGGGGAGGAGUGGGGCUGUGGGGCCCAUCACCUCUCUGUACUUCAGAGAUCCAGACCACAACCUCAUUGAAGUGUCCAACUAUAACCAGGCAACAUCAGAGGGGUCUUCAUGAGAUGCUGGACAUGUGAAAAUCCAUCCAAACAAUGAACAAACUUGUCUUUUCCCAAUGAUUUUUUCAGAUUUUAGUUUUUUAGACCAAAAUGCCUGUAGUUCUCAACACUUGUUAACAAUUAGUGGAGUAGAUAACAUCAGUUGACUGUGUAGACACACUGUUAAUGUGUAUUUCUGCUAAUUGUGUUCUUAAAAGGGCUGUUUUAUUUUUAAAAAGUAAAACAUGGCUUGCU